UACAAUACGACCUUGUUGUGAGAGAAGAUUUCGACAUGUUUCCUGUUCAAAAACGACAGGAAACGGACGAUCAACAAACGAGAAUAUUAAGAUGCGUUUCAGUUUUUCUCUUUACGUUGCGUUGUAAUUUAGAUUAAGCAAGGUUGAUGAUACGGCAAGAUUACGUCCGGGUUUGGAUGUGGUUCGAGCUUCGAAGUUUUUCGGCGUUUACGUUGAAGAUAAUGUGUAAUUGGUAUCUUUGCCCCUGUCUUCUUUCAACGUUCUUUCAAUGAAUCUUCCACGUCCCGGAGAAAAACAUGCUCAACAAAUACAGGAUUGGGAACCGAUCAACGAAAGAAUAGGCCUGUUACAAUUGUGCCCUUAUUUGGAAAACUAUUUGAAAUUUUACUUGUGGAUUACUUUGAGGGUACAGUAAAAUGGAGUGAGAGUGGUCCGACAGAGUGUCAUUCAUUUGUCACUGUAUGACAUAUAUGCAGGUACAACUGGCAACAAUGUAAGCUCGAUGCUGGACGUGGCAGUUACAUUUUCUUGAGAUUAGUUCACGUUGGUUACUUGGUUACUACUCGACCAUAAUAUUUUGCCCGUUUCCAAAGUUACGGUACUUCUGAUGGUGGAGAAAAAACAAAGUUCAAUCAUUCUAUUAGCUUUAAUUGGAUUCGUUUUGGGGGAUGUCGGCUACCUCCCGCCGCGAGUGCCUGGGGCUGGUGGAGUAGGUUUCGGAGGCGGAUACAGUGGUUACUCGGGCGGCGGACCCCAAAUACCAAUUAUAAGGUAUGUCAACAAUAACCCUGGAGAUGGUACCUACAAUUACCUCUACGAAACGGGCAACGGAAUAAACGCCGACGAAACUGGUGACGCUCGUGGUGAUGGCACCAAAGCUCGGGGUUCUUUUUCCUACACAGCACCCGACGGACAAAGGAUAAGUCUGCAGUAUACUGCCGACGAGAACGGUUUCAGGCCGAGCGGAGCUCACCUGCCGACUCCUCCACCCAUUCCUGAGGCUAUUCUAAGAUCGAUAGAAUACAACAGAGCGCAUCCCGGAGACGACGGGCAGUAUAGACCUGGCUCCGACGAAGGAAGUUUCGGAGGUUACCGAUAUUGAUCCUUUAGGGAGUGUUCUUUUAGCAAAAAUGCCAGUACGACGAUAAUUCUAAAUAAUUUUUAUGUGUUAUAAUGUAUGUAUUUAUUUUUUGCACUGCCUGUACAA
Cylas formicarius (sweet potato weevil) is the source of this 1207-nucleotide messenger RNA. RefSeq names its product pupal cuticle protein 20-like. The transcript has 4 exons. Gene Ontology annotation, molecular function: structural constituent of chitin-based larval cuticle. The coding region runs from base 608 to 1102 and encodes 164 amino acids. The record is from RefSeq and is a predicted model, not a curated record. Gene Ontology annotation, cellular component: chitin-based extracellular matrix. Lineage: Eukaryota; Metazoa; Arthropoda; Insecta; Coleoptera; Brentidae.